AUGUCUCAAGCUGUGCAGACAAAUGGGACACAACCUUUAAGCAAAACAUGGGAGCUCAGUUUGUAUGAAUUGCAAAGAACGCCUCAGGAAGCAAUCACCGAUGGCUUGGAAAUAGUGGUGUCACCCAGGAGCCUGCACAGUGAACUGAUGUGUCCCAUCUGUUUGGAUAUGUUAAAAAACACCAUGACAACAAAAGAAUGUUUGCAUCGCUUCUGUGCUGACUGUAUCAUUACAGCCCUCAGGAGUGGCAACAAAGAAUGUCCCACGUGUCGUAAAAAGCUAGUCUCAAAAAGAUCACUGAGACCAGAUCCCAAUUUUGAUGCUCUCAUCAGUAAAAUUUAUCCAAGCCGAGAUGAAUAUGAAGCUCAUCAGGAGAGAGUGCUAGCAAGAAUCAGCAAGCACAAUAACCAGCAAGCUUUAAGUCACAGCAUUGAGGAAGGAUUAAAGAUUCAGGCUAUGAACAGGCUACAGAGGGGCAAGAAACAACAGAUCGAGAAUGGCAGUGGAGCAGAAGAUAAUGGUGACAGUUCACACUGUAGCAAUGCCUCAACACACAGCAAUCAGGAAGCGGGGCCUAGUAAUAAGAGGACCAAAACAUCGGAUGAUUCUGGGCUAGAACUGGACAAUAACAACACAACUGUGGCAAUAGACCCUGUAAUGGAUGGUGCUAGUGAAAUUGAAUUAGUCUUCAGGCCUCAUCCGACCCUCAUGGAGAACGAUGACAGUGCGCAGACAAGAUACAUCAAGACCUCAGGCAAUGCCACUGUUGAUCACUUGUCCAAGUACCUAGCUGUGAGAUUGGCUUUGGAGGAGCUUCGUAGCAAAGGAGAAUCAAACCAGAUGAACCUUGACACGGCCAGUGAGAAGCAGUAUACCAUUUACAUUGCUACUGCCAACGGGCAGUUCACUGUAUUAAAUGGGUCAUUUUCCUUGGAACUGGUCAGUGAGAAGUACUGGAAAGUGAACAAACCCAUGGAACUGUACUAUGCGCCAACAAAGGAACAUAAAUGAGCUAUGCUGGAAAACUGAGAUGGGACUAGACUAACUCUUUUUAUAGCUAUGACUUCUUUAAUAUUAAAAGAAGGCACCACCAUUAUCUUCAUGGACAAUACACGUGAUGCCUUCAGGCUCUCUCAGUAUACUUAUUAACAUGAUUAGACAGUAUUCUGGGUUGUAUUUAAUUUAGUCUUUGCUUUGGGUUUUUGGCUUUUCCCUAGGAGACUAAAUGAUCUUCUCCAGUGCAUUCCAGUCAGUGUUUGACAUGC
Molecule: messenger RNA, 1265 nt
Organism: Egretta garzetta (little egret)
Lineage: Eukaryota; Metazoa; Chordata; Aves; Pelecaniformes; Ardeidae
Gene: RNF2
Product: ring finger protein 2
Exons: 6
Coding region: 1-1011 (336 amino acids)
Cellular component (GO): ubiquitin ligase complex; PcG protein complex
Molecular function (GO): chromatin binding; ubiquitin protein ligase activity
Source: RefSeq, a predicted model, not a curated record